AUGGCAAAGUUUCUCGCCGAGCUCCUGGGCUGCACGUUGCCGGGCAAGGGCGCCUCUCCCACGCUGGAGUCCAAGAGUCACUCCCGGGCUGGCCUGAAAUCAAGCACGAAGCAAAAGACCACCGUUUUCAGCACAUUGGGCAGUGAGAAGUCCUUAUCUGACUGCAGAAAGGAACAGCAAUGGAAACCUUCAAUGUACAGCAGCAUAACCCCAGUCUGUUUUACAAGCCCUCUGAUUGAGAAGCCAAUUGACACAGAAAGCAUGCCUCAGACGCCUCCCUUUUCAGCCAUGUUUGACAGCAGUGGUUACAACCGAAACCUCUAUCAGUCUGCAGAGGACAGCUGUGGGGGGUUGUAUUACCAUGACAACAACCUCCUCUCCGGAUCUCUGGAAGCACUCAUCCAGCAUUUAGUACCUAACGUGGAUUACUAUCCGGAUAGAACGUACAUUUUUACCUUUCUACUCAGUUCUCGGUUAUUUAUGCAUCCGUAUGAGCUAAUGGCCAAAGUUUGCCACUUAUGUGUUGAGCACCAGAGACUAAAUGACCCAAACAGCGAUAAGAACCAGAUCAGAAAAAUUGCACCCAAAAUCCUUCAACUUCUGACAGAAUGGACAGAAACGUUCCCUUAUGAUUUCCGGGAUGAAAGGAUGAUGAGGAACUUAAAAGAUCUGGCUCACCGAAUAGCCAGUGGCGAGGAGACAUAUAGGAAGAACGUCCAGCAGAUGAUCCAAUGUCUAAUCCGCAAGCUUGCUGCCCUCAGCCAGUACGAGGAAGUCCUGGCGAAAAUCAGCUCCACAUCUACAGACCGGCUCACAGUUAUCAGGACGAAGCCACAGUCCAUACAGAGGGACAUCAUCACUGUCUGCAGUGACCCUUACACGCUGGCCCAGCAGCUGACUCACAUAGAGCUGGAAAGGCUCAAUUACAUCGGACCAGAAGAAUUUGUUCAGGCAUUUGUGCAGAAGGACCCUUUGGACAAUGACAAGAGUUGCUACAGUGAACGGAAGAAAACACGGAAUUUGGAGGCUUACGUGGAAUGGUUCAAUCGCCUCAGCUACUUGGUUGCAACGGAAAUCUGCAUGCCAGUGAAGAAGAAGCACCGGGCACGGAUGAUUGAGUACUUCAUUGACGUCGCUCGGGAGUGUUUCAACAUCGGCAACUUUAAUUCCUUAAUGGCAAUAAUCUCUGGCAUGAAUAUGAGCCCCGUGUCCCGACUAAAGAAAACCUGGGCCAAAGUGAAGACGGCGAAGUUUGACGUUCUCGAGCAUCAGAUGGACCCUUCCAGUAAUUUCUGUAACUAUCGAACGGCUCUUCGUGGGGCAGCGCAAAGGUCUUUAACUGCUCACAGCAGCAGAGAGAAGAUUGUGAUCCCAUUCUUCAGUCUUUUAAUCAAAGAUAUUUACUUCCUCAACGAGGGCUGUGCCAACCGCCUUCCAAAUGGCCACGUCAACUUUGAAAAAUUUUGGGAACUGGCCAAACAAGUGAGUGAAUUCAUGACGUGGAAACAAGUGGAAUGUCCCUUUGAGAGGGACCGGAAGAUCUUGCAGUAUCUGCUCACAGUGCCAGUCUUCAGUGAAGACUCUCUGUACUUGGCUUCCUAUGAGAGUGAAGGACCUGAAAAUCAUAUAGAGAAAGACAGAUGGAAGUCUUUAAGGUCGAGCCUUUUAGGCAGAGUUUAA
Messenger RNA from Pipistrellus nathusii (Nathusius's pipistrelle), 1680 nucleotides. NCBI's taxonomy places the organism in Eukaryota, Metazoa, Chordata, Mammalia, Chiroptera, Vespertilionidae. The record is from the annotation of a GenBank genome assembly.